This is a messenger RNA of Paramecium sonneborni, 1902 nucleotides long. Lineage: Eukaryota; Ciliophora; Oligohymenophorea; Peniculida; Parameciidae. The record is from the annotation of a GenBank genome assembly.
AUGAAACAAUUACCAAAAGGUGAUUUACCUAUAAAUCCACUAACAGAUUAAUCUAUUGAAGAAUAUAAAUAUCCUCUUUAAACUAAUCAAAAUUUAAUGGAAACUGUUCAAUCUCAUUCAUCAUUUAAACCUUAACUUUAAAAACAUUAAGAUUUGUAUGAAGAAUUGAUUCGAAAAGCAGAAACAGGCAAACCAGAAUAAAAACAAUUAAAAUGGAGAACUAAUAUUCAUUUAAGAUUAAAUGAAGAAUAUAAUGAACUUUAAUAAAAAAAAGAAUAAUUAAAAGUGAAUUAUUAAUAGUUAGAAUUAUAAUAAUGCCCAUUCUAACCAUCAAUAAGUAAUAAAAGUAAAUAAAUUGGAUCUUAUUUUGGUUCUUCUCCUCGUUAUUUGUCACCAAAAUCUUUUUAAACUUAGACAUUCUUAACUUAAAAUAAAGAAAUAAAACAAUCAUGUAGAAAAAGUAAUAAGGAGAAUAAUCCAUAAAAUAUAUGGGAUAGAUUAUCUAAAUAGAAAGAAGUCCAUUAAACUCCAUAAUCUUUUUAAAUAUAACCUUAAUCUACAAGAACAUCUUAAAGACAUACUCCUGAAAGAAUAGAAGCUGUUUGCAAUCGCCUUUACGAAGAAGCUUUUUAACCUAAGAAAUUUAAAUUCAAUAACUAAGAAAUUCUAGCUGCAUCACCUAAAGUUACUAAUUAAACUUAAAGAUCUGAAAAACAUUUAGUCAGACAUUUUGUUAAAUAAUUUUAUGAAAGUAUUACAAAUGCUAGAAUUUGGACUCUAGAUCAUUUAGAUGAAAAUUUAAAUAAAAUUGACUUUAAAUUUGAAAUCGAAAAUGAUUUGUGUUUAUUGACUAUUGAUGAAUUAGCUAUAACUUUAGAUAAUCUUGGAUUUGCUCCAUGUUAAACUUAUGAUCAUACUAAAGAAGAUAAUAUUGUUUUCACUAUUUUUAGAGUCUUAAAAUGUCCGGAUGAAUUAGAUCUCAUUUUAUCCAGAAAUUUAUUAACUUUUUUAUUAGCUAUGUAAGGAUUUCAUGUAGAUUUCUAAUUAUUACCUAAAUAUAAUAAUAAUUAUAGUAUUUAAUUUCCAAAAUAUUAUAAAAAUGAUCUUGUUGAAUUUGAAGAUGGAAAUGUGAUAAUUUAAAGCUAAGAAAUAAUAUCCAAGUAAUUUAAUCAAUUAUAUGUAAAUUAUUUGGCUUAUAAAAAAUAAAACAAAAAAUCCUAAAUUUAAGAUUAAAAUUAAUAAUUUUUAUUAUUGAAUAAAUCUAAUUCAUAAACUAAUGAAUUAGCUAAUAAAUAUAGAGCAAGAGUAUAAUCAUAAAUAACAGAAACAAAACCAAUAAAUUUGAUUGACUAUGAUCAUUAUUAUUAAAUGAAAAAAGUAUAAUUAAAAUAGGAAAUUGAUACUAAUAUUAAACAAUAAUGUCCUUUUUCACCAAAAAUUAAUUCAACUCAAACUAGUCCUAGAUAUCAUUUGAAUAAAAAGAAAGUACUCUCACCAAAAUAAGAAGAAACUCCUACCUUUCAACCAAACUUAAAUAAAUCUUAAUUAUCUAAUAUGAAUGAUUAGAUUCCAUUACCAGAUCAAAGAGAGGCUAUAAAAAGAAUGGUUAAGGGGAGAAUAGAGAAAUAAUUGAACUAGAUUAUUAUAUCGUAAGGAACUUGUUAUUAAAAGAAAAGAAAAAACAUUGAAUAAUAACUUUAUCAAGAAGAAAUUAGUAAAUUAAUUUAAUAACCAAUAAUGUAUAUAAAUGUUGCUUUAGAAAAUAAUACAACUAAAAAAAUUGCUAUUUAUUAAGGAGAUCAACCUAGGAAGUUAGCAGAGAAAUUUGUCAAAGACAACAGAUUAGAUUCUAAUUUAAUAAAUUAGUUAACUUCACUCCUCCAAGAAUAAUUACAUAUUUGA